UCAAACACCCGUAUAUUAAGAAUUCAGUCGUCAUGACAUCGUCUCAUCGGACGGUCGACUCGAAGCGCGAAGAAUUCCGCAAGUAUCUCGAAAAAGCCGGCCUGUUGGACGUCCUCACGAAAGUCUUAGUUGGACUAUAUGAGGAGCCCGAGAAGCCAGCCAAUCCUCUAGAAUUCGUUCAGCGUCAUCUUCAUGACGGCGACCCGGAGACUCAUGACAUUGAGAAGCUGCGUCAGGAGGUCGUCGAAUUGAGGGCGAAGAACGCGUCGCUGGAGGAAGAUAACGCGGCACUGAAGGCGAGAAUCGAACAGCUAGAUGUACAAGAGGCGUCAGGGGAGCAGACGUGAAAUGGAGAGAUGACGUGAUGAGUGGUGAUGAAGAGAUUUGCUUAUUGAGUAGAUUAUUGAGCAUAGAAUGUGUGUUCUAAGUGACAUGUUUGUCGAUGAGUGUCGAUCGUUUUUGUGGAGAUUUGAAGUCGCAGUCCUGUAUAUUCGUGUACUAUUGCUUCUCAGCUGUAACUUCUAACAACUGUGAUAUUGUUGGUAGA
Molecule: messenger RNA, 547 nt
Organism: Corticium candelabrum
Lineage: Eukaryota; Metazoa; Porifera; Homoscleromorpha; Homosclerophorida; Plakinidae
Product: c-Myc-binding protein-like
Exons: 4
Coding region: 33-347 (104 amino acids)
Biological process (GO): regulation of DNA-templated transcription
Cellular component (GO): nucleus
Molecular function (GO): transcription coactivator activity
Source: RefSeq, a predicted model, not a curated record